Molecule: messenger RNA, 2496 nt
Organism: Eimeria necatrix
Lineage: Eukaryota; Apicomplexa; Conoidasida; Eucoccidiorida; Eimeriidae
Source: RefSeq, a predicted model, not a curated record
AUGCAGCAGCAGCAGCAGCAGCAGAUGCUCCCAGAACAGCAGGAGCAGCAGCACCCUGAGCAGCAGGAGCUAACGCAGCUGCGGAACCUCCCAGAGCAACCGCCGCUGCAGCAGCUGCAGCAGCAGCAGCAGCAGCAGCAGCAGCAGCAGCAGCAGCAGCCGUCCCAAGGCAUUCGUAUAGGCAGCGUUCUGCUGCUGCUGGCGAGGGAACGGCAAGCAGCAGUUUCGGUUCUCAGCGGGUGUCUGUACACCCCAGAGGGCCUCAUGGGGGGCUCGGAGCUGCUGCUGCAGCAGCUGCUGCAGCAGGCCCUAGCUCAGUUCCAGCAGCAGCAGCAGCAGCAGCAGCGGCGGCAGCAGCAGCAGACGCAGCGACCGCAGCAGCAGCAGCAGCCGCAGCAACAAGGUCUGACGACACAGCAGCAGCAGCAGCCGCAGCAACAAGGUCUGACGCCACAGCAGCCACAGCAGCAGCAGCAGCAGCAGCAGCAGCAGCAGCAGCCGUUUGCCUCGCUUGCUGCUGCAGCAAACGCGUCUCUGUGUCUGCAGCAAGCUGCUGCAGAGACACCCCAAGCUGCAGAUACACCCCACAGGGGGGCCCCCCAGGCCUCCCCUUUAAAGCUGGGGGGCCCCCCAAAAAGAGGGUACAGUGCAGCAGCAGCUCAGGGGGCCCCCCCCUCUAAAAAGCAGCAAGAGGGGCCCCCCUACCCCCUCAGCCAGGGGGCCCCCCCCUGGGGGCCCCCCACCCCUAGGGGGCCCCCAACCCAGGGGGCCCCCCUCUCUAGGGGGCCCCCAAGUCAGGGGCCCCCAACCCAGGGGCCCCCAACCCAGGGGCCCCCAAGUCAGGGGGCCCCCACCUCUAGGGGGCCCCCAACUCAGGGGGCCCCCCAUAAGGGGCCCCCCAUAAGGGGCCCCCAACUCAGGGGGCCCCCAAUCAGGGGGCCCCCCAUAAGGGGCCCCCAACUCAGGGGGCCCCCCGUUGUUUCUGCUGCUGCUCGUUUUGCUGCGCUGCUGGAGGAGCUGGAGUUGGCUUCGCAGCCAGUGGCCAGCAGCUGUGGAAGCAGCCAGCUUCCUGCUGCUGCUGCUGCUGCUGCUGCUGCUGCUGCGUCGGAGGCUGCUGCUGGUAAAAUACAGCAGCAGCAGCAGCAGCAACAGCAGCAGAAACAACAGCAGCAGCGGCAGGAGAUAUGCUGGGGGAAUGCUUCAGAGGAAGAAAGUCUGUUACUACAGCAGCAGCAGCAGCAGCAACGUCUGCAGCAGCAGCAGGAGCAGCAACAGCAGCAGGAAAAGGAGCAGCAGCAGAACUCCUGCGCUGCAGACCCUCCCUCAGCUUGCUCAGCAGCAGCAGCAACAGCAAGAGAGGGCUGGCGGUCUAAGCAGCAGCAGCAGCAGCAGCAGCAGCAGUCGUGGCUGCAGCAGGAAGGACUCGCGAGUUUGGGCGCAGCAGCAGCAGCAGCAGCAGCAGCAGCAGCAGCAGCAGCAGCAGCAGCAGCAGGACCAGCAAAGAUUGAGAAGUGCCUCCGACCCCUUUGGAGUUCUGAGCAGCAGCAAAAGGGAAACAGAAAAGUAUUCAAAAAAGACCAAAGCCAGCUGCUCAGACGGGGGCCCCCUAUGGGGGCCCCCCCGGGGGCCCCCCCGGGGGCCCCUCAGGGGGCCCCCCUGGGGGCCCCUCAGGGGGCCCCCCUGGGGGCCCCCAGGGCUUCACUAGGGUACGCGGAAGCAGCUGGGAGGGAGGCCCCCUAUGGGGCCCCCCCAGGGGCCCCUGGGGCCCCCCGGGGGGCCCCCUAUGGGGGCCCCCGGGGGGCCCCCGUUUGUGCAUUUGACUCUGCAGCAGCAGCAGCUAAUGGGGGCCCCCCUGGGGGCCCCCCAGAGCAUCCUGAGGGGCCCCCAGAGACAACAUUUGAGCAGCAGCGCUUUGAGGGGCCCCCAGGGAAAAGGGAGGGGGGCCCCCCACAGCAGCAAACGGGGGGCCCCCUUAGGGGCCCCCUUGGGGGCCCCCUUGGGGGCCCCCCUGGGGGGCCCCUAGGGGGGCCCCCUUGGGGGCCCCUUGGGGGGCCCCUGGGGGGGCCCUGGGGGGACCCUGUAGAGAAGCCCCUAUCAUUUGGUGAGCUUGUGAGGCUUCCUCAGCAAUCUGCUGCUGCUGCAGUGGCAGAGGUGCAGCAGCAGCAACUGCAGCAGCAGCAGGAGCUACAAAUGCAGCAGCAACAUGUGCAGCAGCAGCAGCAGCAGCAGCAGCAGCAGCUAGACAAUGACCUGCUAUUCGACACUGACGACGAAAAUACAGACAGCUGCCAGCAAGCCUCUCCAAAAGCAGCAGCAGCUGCAGCAGGAGCUGCUGCUGCUGCUGCUGCUGCUGCUGCUGGUCUGUGUGCACCUGCUGCGGAAUUGCCGCAGCAGCAGCAGCAGCAAAAGCUGACAGAAAUAAACCCCACUUGGGGAGGAGCUCUUUCGGCAGCCACGAGAAGCAGAAUACAAAGAUGGGCCAAAAAGGCUGCCUGA